Molecule: messenger RNA, 947 nt
Organism: Ostreobium quekettii
Lineage: Eukaryota; Viridiplantae; Chlorophyta; Ulvophyceae; Bryopsidales; Ostreobiaceae
Source: the annotation of a GenBank genome assembly
GUGAAGAUCUUCCAAGAGUUGAUGGACACAGAAGAGGGCUUCUUAACGACUCAGUGGAAUCAAAUUCAUCGAAACCUGUCCCCAAAAUCGUCGUGGGCUCCAAAGCGCCGUGUGGCAGGUACCCGUACAUGAUUUCUCUGCGAGACGAGGACGCCAUACACCGCUGCGGGGCUGUGCUGAUCGAUGAGAACUGGGCGCUGACUGCGGCGCAUUGUCUAGACGCAGAUACCACACUUGCGACUAGCCAAAUUCUCUACAUCGGCGGCUGCAAUCUGAAUGACGACGUGGUAUCCGGGGAAAUAGAGGUAACCAGGCCCCAAGGCGUGUUCCCGCACCCCAGCUGGAUGGGCCAACUCCAGCAAGGCAACGACAUUGCCCUCCUGUGGCUGGCACACGCCUCCACCCAUCAGCCCAUCGCCCUGCCGAGCGCCUUCCUGGAAGUCGGCAAGGGCGAAAUUCUCGUCGCACUGGGAUGGGGCGCCGACGGCAAUGGGAUCGGCGACGGAAACCUGCAGGAGGCGGACCGUCUGGCAGCCAUAAGCAAUGCGGCGUGUGCAGCGCCAAGCUUGUGGGGAGAUGUCAUCAAGGAUUCAAUGCUAUGCGCGUUCGGCUUCAUCAACGGACAGGACACCUGCAAAGGCGACAGUGGUGGCCCAUUGUUGAGAGCCUUCAGUCCCCGAGGCAACACCGCUGAGGGAAUUCCAAAAGGCGACAUUCUACUGGGCCUUACGUCAUUUGGUGACAAAGAAUCGAAAUGUGGCGAAUCGGACAAGCCAGGUGUCUACACGAGGGUCAGCUACCACCGCAGAUGGAUCGACACAGUGAUUGAGAGCGAGGGCCAGUAUGACGAGGUGCCAAAAGUGGAAAAGAGAGUUGCAUGCGGUGCUAGCAGGGAACUAUGUGGCAUAUCAUACAGCCUCCAACCAUGCUUAAACUGUGUUGAGUAA